Messenger RNA from Sardina pilchardus (European sardine), 1986 nucleotides. It is a transcript of the gene tapbp.1, whose product is annotated as TAP binding protein (tapasin), tandem duplicate 1. The transcript is spliced from 8 exons. Gene Ontology annotation, cellular component: extracellular exosome; immunoglobulin complex, circulating; membrane. Gene Ontology annotation, molecular function: antigen binding; immunoglobulin receptor binding. Gene Ontology annotation, biological process: antibacterial humoral response; antigen processing and presentation of endogenous peptide antigen via MHC class I; complement activation, classical pathway. The coding region runs from base 122 to 1444 and encodes 440 amino acids. The record is from RefSeq and is a predicted model, not a curated record. Lineage: Eukaryota; Metazoa; Chordata; Actinopteri; Clupeiformes; Clupeidae.
UAUUUUAGGGGAAGUCCGCUGGAGACCUGGAGCCCGUCCGAUGCUCAUAUUUAAUAGUUUUUAGACUACACUGUCAUGUGCUAUUGCAUUUUCUAGAGCUUAAAACUUGCACGAAAGAAAUAUGACCGAUUAUGCAACGAUUUAUAAGAUCUUACUCAUCACGUUGACGUCAGCCUUCAUACGUGCGUCGUCUAAUAGUUGCCCCGUGAUGGAGUGCUGGUUUGUCCAGGAGAAGCCGGGGAGAGGGGGCUUCUCUGCACCAGUAACGCAGGAGAAGUCUCUCAUGUACAUCAGAACGGACUCCGAUGAUGACCGCAUCACGCAGUUAAGCCCCCCUGCAGACAUAGACCAGUCGAGGGUCUACUAUGUCACUGACCCUGCUGCUUCUUUCUGCCGUGCCCCCCUCCACCCACCAGAGGGCUCUGUGCAGAAGCCACAGUGUGAAAUUAACCCCUUCUUACCUCAGCCAUCCAUGGUCCGCUGGGCUACUUCACUCACUGAAUCCGGCCAAAGCCCCACUCACCUGCAAGCUGAUUGGUUUUCAGUGGCUGCCCAAGGAUUGGAUGGGCAAUUGGUAAUGUCCGCCAUCAUGCGCGCACCCUCGGGAUCCAAAGAGCCUCAAGUCAUCCUCAGCAUCACCAGUAGAACUGCAGCUGUUCGCUCUCGUCUGGGUGAGCAGGUGAUGCUGGACUGCGGCUUCUGGGUGAACCCCUCUUCUCCGCUCUCUGGCUCGGGCUUCUCUGUGGAGUGGCGCUACCAGUUCCGCGGAGAAGGCCGCCUGGUCCUGGCCUACGAUGCCAAGAGGGACUGGCUGGCCGACACCACAGAGACGGGCGCAGUGAUGGACUUCAGUGCCCUGCAAGAGACAGGAAAUGCAUCACUGAUUCUGGAGGAAGCACAAGUGCGCCACUCGGGCACCUACAUCUGCACUGUUUACCUGCCAAACCUGCUGGCACAGGUAGCACUUGACCUGGAGGUCGUAGAGCCCCCUUCCCUCUCCAUCUUUCCCUCCCCGCUCCCUCUCAUCGUGCCGGGCCAGGUGGUGUCCGUGCAGUGCGAGGCCUCUGGCUUCGUCCCCCUCCCCCUGGAGCUGGGCUGGGAGUUUGUUGGAGCUGACGGCCAGUCACGAUCUCUGGGCCAGGGCAGUAUGUCUGGCCACAAGCAGGCCUCGGACGGCACCUACAGGCAGAACAGUCGUCUGGAGCUGGACUCGGCCAGGCUGGGACUGGGCCGCGGUGGGGAGGUGACCUGUGUGGCCAAACACGCAGGGGGCACCAGGAAGGCCAAAUUGACCCUCAAUGUUAUUGGUGUCAGUGCUCCCUCUAUUGAGGACUCCAUGGCGAUGGUUGCUGUAGCCUUGGGCCUUUAUGGUCUGAUAAAGGUGUUCAGUUGGACGUUCAGCUCUACAGGCAAUGGAGAUACCGAAGAUAAGAAGGAGAAGUGACCUUGAGAUCAGCUGGCAGUUAUGCAUUUAAAAUGGCUAAUCUGACUGAUGCUUUCUUGCUCAACAGUUUUUUAUUAAGCCUUAUGGUACUAAUUGUUUGAGUUGUUGAAAAGAGAAAAAACAAAGAUAUGAAUGAUUUCUAUCUGUGAAUGAAAUUUCAAUUUGUGAAGAGUAAAAAAUAUUGAAUAUGCAGGCAAAUGCACUUGAAACAAAACCGAAGAUUUACAGAAUGUUUGUGACUGUUUGGAAAUGCAGUCUCUUCACAACCUCUCUUGAAAUUCCUAUGUUCACUUGUGUCAAAUUCAUUGGUGUCCAAGACAGUGUAUUGUAUUGCUAGUGAUAACUGUUAAAGUAAACUUCUAAAUAACUUUGAGAGGAGAGCUGUAAAUAUUUUUGAUUGAUUUUAUUUGUCUAUGUUUCUAUGAUGGUAUGUGUAUGGGGAUUGGCAGACAGUUCAAGUUAUUGGUCAGAUUGUAAAUAGUUUGUGUUUGCUUGAGUUGUAUAGACUUUUUGGUUGAAAUAAAGUUUGGGCUAGUUGUCAA